Messenger RNA from Schistocerca americana (American grasshopper), 1535 nucleotides. It is a transcript of the gene Kal1, whose product is annotated as anosmin-1. Gene Ontology annotation, molecular function: protein binding; peptidase inhibitor activity. The coding region runs from base 1 to 960 and encodes 319 amino acids. The record is from RefSeq and is a predicted model, not a curated record. The transcript is spliced from 7 exons. Lineage: Eukaryota; Metazoa; Arthropoda; Insecta; Orthoptera; Acrididae. Gene Ontology annotation, biological process: neuron differentiation. Gene Ontology annotation, cellular component: cell surface; extracellular region.
AUGUGCAGCAUAUCUGAACUGUGUAUUGUGGCGCAGUGCGCCGAGCAGUGCGUGCGGGAGCGCGCGGUGAGCAAGGCGGGCAGCUGCCCCGGCGACCUGUCGGCGCUGUCGGCGUUCGAGGCGGCGUGCAUCACGGCGUGCGCGCACGACGGCGACUGCCCCGCCACCGACAAGUGCUGCCCCAACGCCUGCGGCGCUACCUGCCAGCGCGCGCAGCAGCUGGACGUGGCCCCAGGUCUGUCGGCAGUGCCGGUGAACGUGAGCGCUUCGGAGCGCGGCCACGGGCGCGUGCACGUGCAGUGGCGGCUGCCGGGCGACGACGGCCACGCCUACGGCGACGGCGGGGGAGGCGGGGGCGACGCGGAGGCGCAGCUGGUGUUCGUGGUGCAGGAGCGCCACCACGUGGGGCAGCGGCUGGCGCGCGACCGCCUGGGCGCCUGGGGCCCGCUGCACCGCGGCGUGCGGCCGCACUGCCUGCUGCCCAGGGGGCUCAUCCGGCCCGGCAGGUGGUACCAGUUCCGGGUGGCGGCCGUCAACAGGAAUGGCACCCGCGGCUUCUCGCAGCCCUCACCGCCGUUCCGGCUCUCUGCAGCGCCGCGGCCGCCCGGUAUGCCGGAGCAGCUGAGCGUGGGGCGGCUGUCGGCCGGCGAGAACGGCACGCUGCGCGGCGAGCUGACGUGGCGGCCUCCCGCCGAGUCCGACCUGCCGGUGGCCAGGUACCGCGUCUACUGGAGCCGCGAGCUGGAGCCAGCGCGCUCGCUGCUCGUCAAGCAGCACACCGUGCCCAGGGACGUGACGCGGUUCUGCCUGCGCGACCUGCUGCCGGGGUCGCUGUACUUCGUGCAGGUGCAGGCGCUCGCGCAGUUCGGCUCAGAGAGGCUCAAGAGCGAUAAGGCCGCCAUCUUCCUCAACACCACCGCGCACGCCCACCAAGGUGUGUCUCCAGAGGCCAACGAGUGAAGGAGAAUGUAGACGGCAUCUACCUGCCAGCAAGACUCGGACGCCGCGAGUGACUCCUGAGGAACCACCGACGACUGCCUGGCAUCAGUCGACCACUGUACUCCACCCCUGUAGACUCUCUGCCUGCAUUGGUUUCUCUACUUUUAUACCCUCUCUACACACGCCACUCAGCGACACUCCUUAGAAUCGUAGUGUAUUUACACUAGCAUCCUCACAAAAUUAUCAGCAUAGAAAGUGAUGCCACAGUAGAGCUUUUCACAGCAGAGAAACACACAAGGUGUGGAAUGGUGCAUUGCGGACAUCCAGCACUGUUGUAGUUUCUUAGAGAAGGCUGACCUCCAGCUUUAUCACUACUAGGUUUAGGUCUGAAAUCUGUAACUAAUGUAAGCAGACUUGCGCCUAUAUGUACACUAAGACUGUUAGACAUAGAAAUAGAGACAUGACAAGUUUAGCGUGCUUAAAUAAUUUAGAAAAUUGUGAUUACUUAGAAUUAUCGUAUUUAAUUUUCAUAUGUAUACUUUUUGGUGAGAUUUAAUAUUCCAUUAUGAAACAUCUUGUACCUUUAUUUAUAAAAA